Messenger RNA from Wyeomyia smithii (pitcher-plant mosquito), 1997 nucleotides. RefSeq names its product asparagine--tRNA ligase, cytoplasmic (gene AsnRS). The transcript is spliced from 3 exons. The coding region runs from base 216 to 1877 and encodes 553 amino acids. Gene Ontology annotation, cellular component: cytoplasm. The record is from RefSeq and is a predicted model, not a curated record. Gene Ontology annotation, molecular function: ATP binding; asparagine-tRNA ligase activity; nucleic acid binding. NCBI's taxonomy places the organism in Eukaryota, Metazoa, Arthropoda, Insecta, Diptera, Culicidae. Gene Ontology annotation, biological process: asparaginyl-tRNA aminoacylation.
CCAAUUGCUGGUUCUCUUUCCUUUCGUCAUUCGCCGGAGCACAAGUUUCGCAUUGUGGCAAAAGUUUUUCAUUCACCAGAAUUGCUGCAAAAAUAAAUAGUUUUUUGGUCCGAAAACUAGAGUAAUUGGUACUUAAAAGUGCUUCGUUCCUUAGAAAUUAGUACAGAGACAGUAAAAAUAACGCAAAGUGUGGAACCGUCCUGAAAACAAAAAACAUGGAAAACCUAACCAUUAAGGAACUGUACACCUCGGAGAAGCGCGGCAACGACGAGAGCGGCGAUGGAACCGCUGAGAAACCAUUCAAAACGAUCCUGCGAGCGAUGAAGCACGCCGGUAAGGAACCCUUUCCAACGAUCUACGUAGAUGCAAAGGACGUCAAGGCGGAAUCACCGUACGAUGUGGCGGCAAAGUCACAGCUGAAAAAAAUCCAGAAACAAUGGGUCCGGGAUGGAUUCAAGAGCGCCGAUAAGGAGAAGCGUGAGGAGGAAGAUGCGAAAAAACGCGAGUCAAAUCUUGAGGAAGCGAAGAAAGUUAUCAUCCAGGAGGAUCCCAGCUGGCCAGCUGCGAAGGCAAUUAAAAUUAUUCACGGACAAGAAAACCGAGGAGUUCGGGUGAAGAUCUACGGUUGGGUUCAUCGCUUGCGUCGGCAGGGAAAAGGUUUGAUGUUUAUCACGCUACGUGACGGAACUGGUUUUCUGCAGACCGUUCUGAGUGACGUUCUGUGUCAGACUUACAAUGCACUGGUUCUUUCGACCGAAUCGUCGGUUAGACUUUUCGGUGUGCUUAAAGAGGUUCCUAAGGGAAAAACAGCUCCUGGGGGACAUGAGCUACAUGUUGAUUAUUGGGAGCUGAUAGGACUGGCCCCACCCGGCGGUGCGGAUUCGAUCUUGAACGAAGAGGCUCAUCCGGAUGUCCAGCUGGAUAACAGACAUAUUAUGAUUCGAGGAGAAAACACUUCCAAAAUUUUGAAGAUGAGGGAUGUCAUUAUGAUGGCAUUCCGUGCGCAUUAUCAUGAUAGGGGAUACACUGAGGUGACACCGCCAACAAUGGUGCAAACGCAGGUUGAGGGAGGUUCAACACUGUUCAAAAUGGAUUACUUUGGCCAGGAAGCAUUUUUGACUCAAAGCUCUCAGCUUUACUUGGAAACUUGUAUACCAUCGCUGGGUGAUGUUUAUUGUAUUGCGCAAAGUUAUCGGGCUGAGCAAAGCCGAACCCGUCGUCAUCUCGCAGAGUACAGCCACGUAGAGGCUGAAUGUCCAUUCAUUACGUUUGACGAAUUGCUGGACCGCUUGGAGGAUCUAGUGGUGGAUGUUGUCGAUCGAGUCUUGAAAUCACCGUGGGGUUACUUGGUAAAGGAACUCAACCCGAACUUCGUUCCUCCAAAGCGACCAUUCCGUCGUAUGAACUAUGCUGAUGCAAUUGUUUGGUUGAAGGAAAACAACGUCACCAAGGACGACGGAAGUUUCUACGAGUUUGGAGAAGAUAUUCCGGAAGCGCCGGAGCGUAAAAUGACGGACACUAUUAAUGAGCCAAUAAUGCUGUGUCGGUUCCCAGCGGAGAUCAAAUCAUUCUACAUGGCGAAAUGCCCGGAGGAUCGUCGGUUGACCGAAAGUGUUGACGUUUUGUUACCAAACGUGGGCGAAAUUGUCGGCGGUUCGAUGAGGUCCUGGGAUCAUGAAGAGCUGAUGGAAGGCUACAAACGUGAGGGAAUCGAUCCGAAACCUUACUACUGGUACAUCGAUCAACGGGUGUAUGGUUCCCAGCCUCACGGUGGAUACGGUUUGGGGUUGGAACGGUUCAUGUGCUGGCUGCUCAACCGUUAUCAUAUUCGUGAAGUAUGUCUCUAUCCCAGAUUCUUGGAUAGAUGCACCCCCUAAACACUCGUAUUGUGUUGUUGGUAUUUUAAUCUCGUCAGCGUACAGAAUUAUUACAUUUAUCUAUCGUAAAUCGCAUUUAAAGCAUAAUAAAGCUUCGCGCUAUGCAUAAUAAUGUAAAAA